AUGUCAAUAGUCGGGGUCCCUCUUUCUCAGACAUCAGUGGAGCGGCUGGACACCCAAUGGGGCCUCACACAGGGCCUCACGCAGGGCCUCCCACAGGGCCUCACGCAGGGCCUCACGCAGGGCCUCCCACAGGGCCUCACGCAGGGCCUCCCACAGGGCCUCACGCAGGGCCUCCCACAGGGCCUCAAGCAGGGCCUCCUACAGGGCCUCCCACAGGGCCUCACGCAGGGCCUCACGCAAGGCCUCACACAGGGCCUCCUACAGGGCCUCACACAGGGCCUCACACAGAGCUGUGAGCAGCUAACAGCUGACUUACAGAUGCUAGGUUUCAUGGCCUGGACUUGCUGGUUUCAGCCCCGAGAGAAUCCAGAGAAACCCCAGAGACAGGACACGGUCUGCAGCUGGUUUCAGCCCCGAGAGAAUCCAGAGAAACCCCAGAGACAGGACACGGUCUGCAGCUGGUUUCAGCCCCGAGAGAAUCCAGAGAAACCCCAGAGACAGGACACGGUCUGCAGCUGGUUUCAGCCCCGAGAGAAUCCAGAGAAACCCCAGAGACAGGACACGGUCUGCAGCUCCGGAGACACAUGGGACCAGGACGAGUCACUCCCUCUCCAGGACCAGGACGAGUCACUCCCUCUCCAGGACCAGGACGAGUCCCUCCCUCUCCAGGACCAGGACGAGUCACUCCCUCUCCAGGACCAGGACGAGUCACUCCCUCUCCAGGACCAGGACGAGUCACUCCCUCUCCAGGACCAGGACGAGUCACUCCCUCUCCAGGACCAGGACGAGUCACUCCCUCUCCAGGACCAGGACGAGUCACUCCCUCUCCAGGACCAGGACGAGUCACUCCCUCUCCAGGACCAGGACGAGUCCCUCCCUCCCCAGGACCAGGACGAGUCCCUCCCUCCCCAGGACCAGGACGAGUCCCUCCCUCUCCUCGUCCACUGGAACGAGCUUCAGCACCACAUCAUUUUCGGCUCAAGAAAAACUUCUGCUAAUUUAAAAUACAAGAGGUUUUGGAAACUGUGA
Messenger RNA from Knipowitschia caucasica, 1029 nucleotides. NCBI's taxonomy places the organism in Eukaryota, Metazoa, Chordata, Actinopteri, Gobiiformes, Gobiidae. The record is from the annotation of a GenBank genome assembly.